Molecule: messenger RNA, 4202 nt
Organism: Sebastes umbrosus (honeycomb rockfish)
Lineage: Eukaryota; Metazoa; Chordata; Actinopteri; Perciformes; Sebastidae
Gene: rapsn
Product: receptor-associated protein of the synapse, 43kD
Exons: 8
Coding region: 945-2216 (423 amino acids)
Biological process (GO): chemical synaptic transmission
Cellular component (GO): synapse
Molecular function (GO): acetylcholine receptor binding; protein-membrane adaptor activity
Source: RefSeq, a predicted model, not a curated record
GCUACUACAGAGAGGCCAAAACUUUGAUCCCAUUGAUGUGUUGCAGGAGGCUGUGCAGCUGAAACCCAAGCCCAGUAACAUGUCAGACUUUGUGAACUAUUCUAAGCAUCAGUUGCUGACGCCAAGAUGUGGGGUGGGGGUUUCUGGGGCCACAUAUGCGCCUCCAUAAGAACUCCCAAUAGGAACUGACGGCCACUACGAGCACCAUCUGACAUGCAGUCCCUUAAUGUUGGCGAACAACACCCCAUAUCGCAGUUCACAGUCCCACGUGUGAGAGUCUGGUGAGAUCAAUUUGUGGACGUGUGUUAAAUGCACCAGAGGGUUGUAGUUUAAAAAUGCGUCCAGUGUUUGGUCAGCGAGUGAGGUUUAGUCCGAAGGGAGAUCGCUAGGAGCUGUAGUGACCUUGGGACUGCUUGCUGAGGGCAGGACAGAAUUCCUGAAGGGACACAUGGUCUAGAGUGACAAGGCCAUCUGCUGUAGCGCCAGCAGUAGGAGGAAGGUGGAGGGGGUUGGACACGGGGGUGCUGAGAAUUCCUUUCGCUGGGGUGUGGAGGGAGUAGAUAUUCUGGGAUAUCGCUGCUAGCACUCCGCCGGGAAACGUGUUUCUUUGGCAUUUUUCAAGCGGAAAUCUGAGGGAGAAUUUUGGAACACUUGAUGGUGAGAGGGGAUCAUCGCAGGGUUAAAUGCGGAAGGUAUUUUUCUGGCCCUCAAGCUCUCCGCGAAGCGACUGGUGAUAAUGGUCUUGGUGUGUUGCCGUUUUACUUCGUUGGAUCCAGUUUCCUCUCCAUCUCAGCACAGCCGGAGCUGAGAGAGCGGGAUCUGGUAGGCCUUCUGGCAGCGACCUCUCGGGAGGAUCAUCUUCACGGGAUCUUCUUUGGAGUUGUUCUGUGCAUGGCAAGGAUCUACUUUCUUGCUGCCUCACUGAAAUUGCAUGGCCUAAACGAAUGAAUAUUUUUAUGAGGCGCCUUGCACCAGAGAUGGGCCAGGACCAAACCAAGCAGCAGAUAGAGAAGGGCCUGAGGUUGUAUCAGUCCAAUCAGACGGACAAAGCCCUGCAUGUCUGGACUAAAGUGCUGGAGAAGACCUCAGAUCCUGGAGGGAAGUUUCGGGUGUUGGGGUGCCUGAUCACGGCGCACUCAGAAAUGGGAAAAUAUAAAGAUAUGCUCAAGCACGCUCUAGAUCAAAUAGACACAGCCAGAGAAAUGGAGGACCCAGACUAUCUGACGGAGGGCUACCUGAACUUGGCGCGCAGCAACGAGAAGCUGUGCGACUUCCAGAAAACGGUGUCCUACUGUAAGACCUGCUUAAACAUGCAGGGUACCACCGUCAGCCUGCAGCUCAACGGCCAGGUAUGUCUCAGCAUGGGCAACGCCUUCCUGGGCCUCAGCGUCUUCCAGAAAGCUUUGGAGAGCUACGAGAAGGCCCUGCGUUACGCACACAACAAUGACGACAAGAUGCUGGAGUGCAGAGUCUGCUGCAGUCUGGGAAACAUUUAUGUCCACCUUAAGGACUAUGAGAAAGCCCUGUUCUUCCCCUGCAAAGCAGCUGAGCUCGUCAACGACUACGGCAAGGGUUGGAGCCUCAAGUAUCGAGCCAUGAGCCAGUACCACAUGUCUGUCGCCUACAGGAAACUGGAGCGCAUGCCAGACGCCAUGGAGUGCUGUGAGGAAUCUAUGAAGAUUGCUCUGCAGCACGGUGACCGUCCUCUGCAGGCUCUGUGCUUACUGAACUUUGCAGACAUACACCGCUGUAGGCGUGACGCUGAUAAAGCAUUCCCUCGCUACGAGUCUGCACUGGGUAUCAUGACUGAGAUCGGAAACCGUCUCGGACAAUCACACGUCUACCUGGGAGUUGCAAAGUGUUGGCUUCUGCAGAAAGAAUUUGACAAGGCUCUUGAUUCUUUGCAGCGAGCACAGGAAUUGGCAGAUGGGAUGGGAAACAAGCUGUGUACGCUGAAGGUGCACUGCCUGAGUGAGGGGAUUCAUCGGAGCCGGGGGCAGAUGGAGGAGCUCAGAGAGCAGGUGGUGAAGUUCCUGCAGUGUGUCGAGGAACUGGAGCUCUACUGCGGCAUGUGUGGAGAGUCCAUCGGGGACAGGGACCAAAAACUGCAGGCCUUACCCUGUUCCCACAUUUUCCAUCUCAAGUGUCUGCAGACAAACGGGACGAAGGGUUGUCCCAAAUGUUUCAAGUCCUCCAUGAAGCCUGGAUUUGUGUGAUUGUGAGACUGUGUUUGUGCGUUGGAUCUGCAGACACAGCGUGAAGCCUCACAGGCUCCUGACUGAUCUGAGAGAAGCAGGCAGCCUCGGGAUGUGCUGAAGAUGUCUGAGGAGUAAAUGAUUCACUGCUCUGUGAAGAGGAUGCUGAACUGAACCCAGAGCGUCGCAGAGAGCGGCUCUGAGGACACAAUCAAGGCGUCCGUCUCAUUAACGGACGUCAGUCUGUGAGUUACUUCUGACUGAGGAGGUAAAUAACCGACAGUGUUACAUUUCAAUAUAAGCUGAAGAAGAAAGAACCUACAUGGUGUCUAACGACUGGCCUUGUUGUUGCAGAAUUUAAAUCUAGAGGAUUAUGGACCGUCCAAAGAGCAUUUAUAACUUGUAUUUGCUAUUUUAUGCAUUAGAAUUGUUUCCUUAAAUCAACAUGAAAUGAUCUUCAGUGAUCUUAGUCGCAGGGUUUGUUGUUCAAAUUAUGUUAUACACAACAUCCACUCUUUCUUUAGUCAACAGUUUUCUGAUUGUUUUUGUAUAUCAGAACACAGAGCCAUUUCUGAAUUUAACUGAUUUCAUACAUGGUAUAUUUAUUAUUGUAUUCAUGUACAUACUCAUGUUGAUUUGUUUUAAAAAGUUAGAUUUAUUUGAAGUGUUUUGUAAAACCUAAAACGAGCUAAAAUCUCUUAACCAUUCAAAAACUAGUAUGUCUUUACAGAACAGGUUCAUGCAGCUGUUAUUUUUUUUCUUAUUCACCGAGACUAAGGAGCCGGAUCAACACACGUUGUGUUUAUAGAAAUUCCUUUUCUGUCCAUGUUUUACUCUUAAGUCUGACGUCAACAUAAUAUUGUUGCAAUUUAAGGACAAAUAUUGUUGAGAAGGAAACCUAUUGGGAAAGGAUCUUCUUUGACCAAUCACACACUUGCCAGAUAACUAUUUAGAGGCGAUACAUGCAGUAUGUUUUAAUGUAGUGUUUUCAUAUUUGUUGUCAUAUGUAAAUAUUGUAGUCAGAUUGAGAUUAUUUACUUGCAAACCUUAUAAUUUUCAUGGUGAUUUUGAGGGAGAACGUCAACAAAACUCACAUCAGUAAAUGUUGCAUGUUUUAUUUACGAUGCCAAGAAACAAAAGGAUUACAUCAAACUAUGUAUCCAUGUUAUUGUAUUUACUUAUUUCGGAUUUGUUUAUCAUAGUAUUUCUUAAUAUUCAGUGGCUUUUAUCAUUCAUAUUCCUUAUAUAUUCAAUUUAUUUUAGACAUAUUGUGAUUUGGGAAAAAAAAGCCAUGUCAAUCAAACUCCUUCUACCAAAUUUCUUUUUAUAGUUGUAGUUUACAAAAGUACUCUUUUAAAACAUUGAUGUGAGACACAGAUGAGUUCAGUUAUAUGGUCAAAACAGGAUAAAUAAUUUAAAAAAAAAAUACUACAAAUCCUCUUUGAAACAUUCAUAAUUAAAGCAAACACAUUUUUCAAACUUGAGGAAUACGCACAAUACUUUAGCUUUAAAACAUUAAGUAUUUUGUUUUCUCUCACUGUAAAACGUGAGUGGCUUGACGGCAUGAGAAGAGAGACACCAACACAUUUACUUUUACAGCACAAGCAUUUAUGUUCCACAACACAUCACUACAUGACCUCAACUUCUGGUUCUUUUUUGAGGUCUCUGCAUCCAAAACAAUGUUGUCUGUUUACCUGUAGCACAAUCAAUGUAAAGUACAGAUAUCAUCUACAUUUAAUAAGAUGUCACUGACCGCACAGCGACUCAUCUUUUAACGGUUUAAACUACCUCUGUUUUUGCCUCUCCUCAGAGGAUUAAUGCAGUUCAACACGACAUUUGAAUACAUGUUGUGUUUUUCUAGAUGUCAUGUUGAUAUAACCAUGGUUUAAUUAGAGUCUGACUAGAAUGCAUUGUUAAUAUAUUUAUGCAUUGAGUCAAACCAUGUUACUCUGUCGAAUAUGGAAAUAUUUCACUAUGGAAAAUAAAGUGCACAGAAAGUGAAUGUAA